AUCAUAUUGCAAACUCACGGACUUCAGUCAUAUUUUAUACUCAAACAAGAGAAACGAACGAAAAUGUUUUAUUCAAAUAUUUAUGGUAUUUUGGUGAUACUGACAAUUGUUAACGCACGAAUUGUUUACGUGGAUCCGUCUAGAGAUUAUUACUCAAAUAAACAUGAGGAACAAGCCUCCAAGGAUUUGGAUAUGACCUUUUUUGCUGGAGAUCCUAGUGAAUUUGACGAGAAAGAGUAUAUUUAUCCUUUCAAAAAGGUUUAUUUUUCACCUGAACGACCUAUUGUUGACAUGACACAUGAGAUGGAUUACCCAGUUUAUUACAAAAUGUCAGAAGUAACAGCUCCGAAGCGAAAAAUAAUCUACUCUGAUGUGUCACCAUGGCAAAGAACUCCUAAAGUCAUGUACUUAAAUAAUCCGAAGGGUGAAAUCGUUCUAGAACUUCGUGUUUCUGCAAAUAGUAAUAAUAAUAAUUAUAGCCCUAAGUUUGUCUGAAAGAAGAAAUUCUUUAAAAAAAAUUUUAUAAUUCCUUUAAUAAUAUACAAAAUAAUUUUCUGGUG
This is a messenger RNA of Chelonus insularis, 560 nucleotides long. RefSeq lists its product as uncharacterized. NCBI's taxonomy places the organism in Eukaryota, Metazoa, Arthropoda, Insecta, Hymenoptera, Braconidae. The record is from RefSeq and is a predicted model, not a curated record. The coding region runs from base 64 to 495 and encodes 143 amino acids. The transcript is spliced from 2 exons.